AUGUUCUCUCCGCCCACCGUCGCCGUCGAAGAAGAAAGACAGACCCACUAUCGUCGCCGCCGCCUUUUCCCCUUCCUCCUCCGAAGUAUACUUCUUAUGGACGCCGUGACAUUUCCUAGGAGGUUGUUCACAGAAGGAGAAGAACCGGAUUAUGAUCGCAGUGUUGUCUACUAUAGCAAGAACACUGCACUGUGGUCUCAAAUGCACACCACACUUGAAGAUGAAUGGGAUGAGCUUGAGAAUUCUAAGCUGGGACCCCUCUUCAGGUUCACGAAGCUCGAGUUUAAUUGGGCAUCGAAGGUGGCACAGACUAUGCUCACUAUGCAAGUAGCAUGCAAGAAGAAGUAUGAGAUAUGGAGUGCCGUGGGUGUACAGCCAGUGCGAUUUUCUCUGAACGAGUUUGAACACAUCACCGGGCUUAACUGCGAGUAUAAAGAAGCGCUGACGAAGCCAGAGACUGUUAACACAGACGAGAUGAAAGAGUUCUGGCGGAAGCUUGGUGUGAAUGAGAAGCUUGGUCCGAGCGUUGACGAACUCUUAGCAGCGUGCCAGUGGGCCGGAGAGUGGAGCAGAGAGGAUAGGCUGAGACUUGGUUUUUUGGCCGUAUACGCUGGCUUCAUUGAUGCUGAGAUGGACAAGAAGCAAUAUCUGUUGACUCAGGAGCAGCAGUUGUGGCAGCAAUAUCAGCAAGAAGGAAUGAGAGGUCAAGCUAGUUUGGCUAAGAUGAAUACAGCCCCAACCGGAAUGCCUUAUGGGAUGCCGCCGGUUAACGGGAUGGGACCUCCGCCGAUGGGGUAUUAUUACAAUAACCCUUACUGA
Messenger RNA from Microthlaspi erraticum, 819 nucleotides. The record is from the annotation of a GenBank genome assembly. NCBI's taxonomy places the organism in Eukaryota, Viridiplantae, Streptophyta, Magnoliopsida, Brassicales, Brassicaceae.